Messenger RNA from Pseudozyma hubeiensis SY62, 1092 nucleotides. RefSeq lists its product as hypothetical. Gene Ontology annotation, biological process: post-translational protein targeting to endoplasmic reticulum membrane. Lineage: Eukaryota; Fungi; Basidiomycota; Ustilaginomycetes; Ustilaginales; Ustilaginaceae. Gene Ontology annotation, cellular component: membrane; TRC complex. The record is from RefSeq and is a predicted model, not a curated record. Gene Ontology annotation, molecular function: molecular adaptor activity; protein binding. The coding region runs from base 1 to 1092 and encodes 363 amino acids. The transcript has a single exon.
AUGUCGCAACAGACACCACUGGCAUACGCCGUGGCGCAAUGGCUCCAGCAGUCGUCGGCCAGCGUCCCCGCCGAUCAGAAGGCAAAGCUUCAGCAAGCCGCCAAGAGCGUCUCGGAAGCCUUUGGCGUAGACACCUCGUCGUCAGAGCAGCAGGCGAAGUACGGAUCCGGUCCUGGUCUUCAGGCCAUCUUUGACAUCUUCCUCAAGACGCAAGCCAAGAUGGGCGGGGCUGCACCGGCACCCGCUGCGUCCACGUCCUCUUCCUCUUCCUCUGCCGCUCCUGCUGCCGCCGCCCCCGCUGCUGCUGCAACACCAUCGGCCGAGGACCUUGCCAAGGCAGAACAGCUCAAGGCGGAAGGCAACAAGGCCAUGUCGGCCAAGGACUACGGCGCUGCCAUCGAGGCGUACGGCAAAGCUAUCGAGCUCAACGCCAACUCGCCCGUCUACUUUUCCAACCGUGCUGCUGCCUUCAGCCAGAUCGGCCAGCACGACCAGGCCAUCGACGAUGCCAAGCAGGCUAGCAAGAUUGACCCCAAGUUCGGCAAGGCAUACAGCCGACUCGGCCACGCCCUCUUCAGCUCCGGCAGGUACGAGGAAGCCGUCGAGGCGUACCAGAAGGGUGUCGAGGUGGAUCCCAGCAACGAGGUGCUCAAAAAGGGUCUCGCCGCAUCCAAGGAGCAGCUCUCUUCUUCCUCCUCCUCUUCGACAGCCGCUGCAGGCAACACUUCGUCUUCGCGCGAUGCCGUCUCCCCACCCACCUCGGGCGGCGCCGAUGCAGGUGCCGGUGGCUUCCCCAACUUCGGCGGCGAUGCAGGCGGAAUGCCCGACCUGGCAGCCAUGAUGAACAACCCUAUGAUCGCACAGAUGGCGCAGAACCUUAUGUCAAACCCGGACAGCUUGGCGUCCCUGAUGAACAACCCCAUGCUGCGUCAGGCUGCCGAGCGGUUCGGAGGCGGCGGUGGCAUGCCGGACAUGAACGCCAUGAUGAACGAUCCUGCGUUGAGGGAUAUGGCGAGGAACUUUAUGGGCGGUGCUGGAAGAGGGGCGGGUGGUGCUGGUCAGGGCGGCAACAACAACAACAUGUAUGGUUAG